GAGGUAACAAAAUGGCUUCCAAACGUGGAUGCAUGUGCACUGAAUAUUUUUUAAAGAAUAUUUCAGAUUUACUCGUUGCAGGAUAGAAAAUGAUGACCAUGGCUCUUUGAUUAUGCAGAAGCAUUGAGUAGUGGGCAUAGAAGCCCAUUUUUGACGCGAGUAGCGCAUCGUAAGCACGCUUUGUCGCACUCAGUUUUGUUAAAUCAUGUCGCAGGCGACGAAGAGAAAGCACGUUGCGAAAGAAGUGCUGGACGAUUACGUUGUUCCAGACCCAAAUCAACAGAUUGUUAAGGUAGGAGCACAAAUGGGGCGAGUAAGUUUUACCAUCUUUAUAAAGUAAACAUGUUGUUACCCCCUUUGCUCCGUAGAGAGAACAAAAUUUAAAUAAAAAUUUAAGGCAUAACUUAUUGCAAAUAUAAUAAGAUUUAAGUUAGGUGGUGGCUAAGAAACAUCUCCGUGAUAUCUCACUGAUUUAAUUCUGUGGAACAGCCAGAGAAGAAAUUUCAGACCUAAGUUAAAGAAAUUUUGCACUCAGUAAGGGUGGAAGGGUGUAAAAUUUUGGACAUUCCAUAUUUUAUAUGUAUUCCCCCCCUCUCCCCAUUUCCUCCCCAGUCUUUGAAAAGGCACCUUUUUAUCUGGCUCAGAACCAGUCAAGAUUUGAGUAAUGAAGAUUAAACAAAUUUGGAAUCCCCUAGGUGCAAACUUCAAAGGUUCAGAGGAAAGAAAUAUGGCUGUUGGAAGGUGGUCUUUAAUAACAGAGUAGAAAGAAAUGGAACAUUCCAAUAGCAUGUUUCAAGGCAAUUGUUUUUUGAUAGGGAGGAGAAGGGGUUAAAAAAAGCUUACAUGCCCUUCCCUCCUCUCUUAUGGGAAAGUAGAUGGGUCUGGUGGGAGGGGAGUUAGGAUGAGGUUACUCUGUUCUGGGGGUCUUAGUUGGAUGAGCAAAUUAUGUCUUCUGUGAAAGGAGCAAAUCUCUUCCUUUUCACAUGGCCAGUACAGAGCGUAAGACAAGGGAAAAUAUAUUUCUAUCUUGUUCCAACAAUUUAUUCUUUAUAACUUCCUGAGCUAGAUUUUACUGCUCUGUUGAAUUGUUUAUACUAUGGAGAUGCCCAGUAGAUGUACUUCUAAAAAUGAAAAUUGCUACAAGUAAAACUUAUAAAUCAAUAUUUCUUUCCCUGGGAAAGAUAUUAGGUGGACGCGGAAACAACCUUCAUGAAGUGGAAACUUCUGAUGGCACAAAAUUUCUUGUCAGUAUGCCAUCAAAAUUCAGAAAGAGUGUAUGGAUUAAAAGAGGUAUGGAUGGAGGCUUAAGAACAGUUGUUUUUAACCUGUGUUUAAAGAAAAUAAUGAUGAUGAUUUUAAUUGCUUAUUUCGAGCAACUAUCCCAGACAAAACUGUUAAGACAACAGAGAGGAAUGUAUUCUCAUUUUCAAUUUAGGCUGUUAUAUUAUCCUACCCAAUUUUCCUUUUUCAUUGUUGUUUGAUUAAUGUUAUUUUUUCUCAGAAAAUGUAUCUUGAAAAAGUAUAUUUAAUAGGUGCAAAAGAUGAAGUUGCAUUGUCAAUGAAGGGAGGAAUGCUGUCUCAUGCCGUACUCAUAGCAACUUUUGUUGUAUGCCUAUUUAAAAAUAAAUAUGUUCUCGAUAUUUCCUACUCCAGGAGAUUUUGUUAUUGUGGACCCCAUAGAAGAGGGAAACAAAGUGUGUGCCGAGAUUGUUCAUAUUCUGUACAGCAAACAAAUCAAAUAUCUGAAAAAUGAAGGACUGUGGUAAGAUAUUUGUUUUUGUAUUUUGUUAAGUUAUUUCAUGAUUAUGUGGGAUUCACACUUUUCACUAAGGACAUUAAUAAAUAGAUUGUUCUCACUGUCUGCAAUUCUUUUGUUAAUUCUGACUUCAAGAAUGUGGUUUUAAACCAAGAAUUAUCUUCUUGUUGUUAUUGUGCUGUUGUUAUUGUUGUUAUUUGCUGAUUCUUUUCAUCAUUGAUAUUGGAAGGGAAAAUUCUUUUAGGUCACCUGCAAUUGAUAGGGCUAGCAAUGCUAUUUAGCAUUGGUGCAUAGCCUUUCAAGCUUUUGAAGGAUAAUCUUGUGAACAGAAUUAAAGUUUAACCCUUAAUUGCCAAGAUCUGAUUGUUAACUCUCCCUUUUAGCUGCUACACAUUUUUUGUGGAUUCUCUACAAGAAUUUUGUGUUUGAUCAAGAAAACAACUUCUACUUGAUAAGUUUUAGUGUGAUCUCAUAACCUUUUUGCAGGAUAAUGUUUGGAUGUGAUGGAAGGGACAUUACAUUUUAAUCACUUCUAGGAGUUAUAGGGUAAAUUUAACUUGUUUUCAUUUGACUUAAACUUCAAGGCCUUCAGCAUUUGCAGACAAAGCUUCAACUGAUGAAAAAUCAGAUGACAAACAAGUAAAAAGGUAUAAAUUUUUUAAUACCUUUAAUAAUUUAUGGGUCUGUACCUUUAGUCCAAAGUGUUUUUAUAAAGAAUAAUAUAUAUUCUCAAGGUAGAAUGUUUUUGUUGGGUUUGGUUUCUGACUGUUUGUAGUAAAAUUACAAAAGCAUGAAGUUAUUUGUCUUUUAACAAUUUCCCCUCAGUUUUAACAGGAUUCACAAUACAGUAAAUAGUCAACACUUACAAGACAUAAUUAUCAUAGUAAUUAUAGAAGUGAAGGUAGUUCUGGAGAGGACUUUUAACCUUUUAACUCCCAAGAUCUCAUUAUUAAUUCUCUUUACUCUCUGCCAAACGAUUCUCAUCAUGUUAGUCUGGAGAAUUUGUUAUUGGAUUAAUUAAUAAUCCCAUAAUUGAUAUUUUUCUUCAUUCUCAUCACUUGUCUUCAUGAUAUAGUACAAAUAGAGUAAGGAGAAAUUCUGUCUUGGGCAGGGUUAAGUUGUGGAUGGUAGUGAAUAAUGUUAUGAGAACUUUGAGUCAAGACUUGCUUUUUCAAUGGAUGUUACAAAUCUAAACUGACCAGUUUUCCUGUGAUCAAUUGUCAAUAACCAGGAGAGAAUAAGGGCUCCCUUUUACUGACACAGAUUUGAAUUAUUGUUUGAAAUUAGUAUAUACCACCGGGAAACAAAAAAAUUAGUUUAUUUCUGUGAACGUACCAAAAUCUUGUUGGGAAUUUAACUCUUGAAAUGCAGUGUUGUCUCUUCUGCUGUUCAGAGGUGAAUAGUGCUUGCUAAUCACUUCCAAACCAGUCAAUUAGUGAAUACAAAAAGCAGUAAACCUGUGUGGUAGACUUUACAUAAACAUAACACUCCUCUUUACCUUAAAUUAAACUUGUUAUGUUGUUAUGUUGUGAAAAUAAACCUGCAGCUCACAUACAAUCAUGAAGGAUCUCUCAAUAACAUUUCAGAUGAGACAAGAUUGUCAUGUCAAGCUAGCCAUAAGCUAUCACAUUCUACUUUGAUUAGUAACCAUAUUUAUUGCAGAUCAUGCAUAACAAUUUUCUCAUGUUAUGUUUUUAGCAAUGUCUGUGAACAGAAUAUUAAUGGCAUUAGUGAGGAUGAUGAGGAUGAUGAUGAAGAAGAUGAUGAUGAUGAUGAUGAUGAUGAUGAUCUAUUUGUUAAUCCCAACCAUCAGAGAACAACAUAUUAUGUUGAAUCAGACUCAAGUGAUACAAGUGACAAGGAACCAUGAUAUCUGUGAUUUGUCUUGGAAAUGCUAUUGUCCAUUUCCUGAGAAAGACUGGUCUGGUGUGAACAAUCGUGGAACAAAAUUGUUAGAAAUAAAUUAUGGUAGUUAAAGGUACAUACACACAGAGAUCUAAACAAAUCUAUGAAUUCAACAAUUUUUAUUGUGAAAGAAUCAAAGGGCACAUUAAUGAGACGUUGUGGGUUUUAUUUUAAAUUAAUUUGUAUGAUCUCUUCCUGUUACAAAUGGCAACAUUCUUUCAUUUCUUUUGGAACCACAUGUAUUUCAUCUCAUCAACAAAUUAAUAUUUCAAACUGUUGAAUUGAACAUUGCAAAGGAUUGGGUAGGCUCAAGGCCACCAAAUUGAUUCUAGGGCUGGAGGGUUUAGAAAUUUGCAAAUUGAAGAAUUUCAUUAAAAGUGGGUGCAAAAAAGAGUCAAAAGCUAAGCAAAAUAGAGAGAACCUUUCUUGCAUGUAGCUGCUUCCAUGUCUGCUGUCAUUGGGUAUAUUGACAGCUUGUUAGAAAACUCAGAGACAAGUUUGUACCAUAGAUUUUUUUUGUCCAACCAAAUUGCUUCAAAUUGUCUGAAAUGUAUAUUUACAGUAUCAGCCAAAAUUUUUUUAGACCUGCAAAUAUGACUGCUGUGUUAAUCACAUUUCUUAAGCACCCACAAGAUUGACAUUAUCAACCAGCAACACAAGUGUUUGUAUUGUGAACACUAUUUUAAUGGCAAUGUGACAUUACAGACACUUUCAAGAUCUCAUUUCCUUGUUUUCUUUUUUUCUAUCUCCUGUCAAUUCCAUUUCAUCAAAAUUUUUCAUGAUCAAUCAACUUAAAUUUUUCUCUAUCCUGUGUAAUAUUUAUUUAAUUUGCUUGGUAAGACACCCAUGUGCUGAUGUGUUGAUGAAUUGUUACAUUUCAAUAUAUAUGUCAUAUUUUAUUUGUCCC
Messenger RNA from Pocillopora meandrina, 4568 nucleotides. The record is from the annotation of a GenBank genome assembly. Lineage: Eukaryota; Metazoa; Cnidaria; Anthozoa; Scleractinia; Pocilloporidae.